Fragaria vesca subsp. vesca is the source of this 2203-nucleotide messenger RNA. Its product is annotated as ATP-dependent Clp protease ATP-binding subunit ClpX-like. Gene Ontology annotation, cellular component: mitochondrial matrix. Bases 149 to 1864 code for a protein of 571 amino acids. Gene Ontology annotation, biological process: protein folding; proteolysis; protein catabolic process. The record is from RefSeq and is a predicted model, not a curated record. Gene Ontology annotation, molecular function: ATP hydrolysis activity; ATP binding; ATP-dependent protein folding chaperone. The transcript has 15 exons. Lineage: Eukaryota; Viridiplantae; Streptophyta; Magnoliopsida; Rosales; Rosaceae.
UAUGUGUUGUAACGGUUCAGAUGCAAAGGCAUGGAGAAACCGGGGAGAGUAAAAAGGAAGCACCUGAUCCCAGCAUUUAAUAAAGGAAACUGAUUUGGACUAUAAAGGCCAGAAUUAUUCAGAAUCAUGCCACACUGCUCACUAGACAAUGUUUCACUCUCUCCGAUUGACCACCAGGUCCUCCUCCCUCAGACGACUCAUCUCCGCCGCGACCGCCGCCGCCAACGGAGUCUCCGUCUCCGGGAGAAGAGGUUCUCUCGCCCAAGUCCACCAGCAGCAGCGGCGGCACAAGUUCAGCAGCGAAGGCGGAGGAGAGUACGAGCACAUAAGGGCGGAGGUGAACUGUCCGCGAUGCUCGAAGCAAAUGGUGGUUCUGUUCUCGACGCGGCCGCUGUCGAUUACGGGAAGAGAGACGGGGCUUUACCAGGCCGUCAAUCUGUGCAGCAAUUGCAACACCGCCUUCUAUUUCAGGCCGUCCAAGCUCCUCCCUCUUCAUGGCACUUUCCUCGAGAUUGGCAGGCUUAAGCCUCAGCCUCCCCCGGCCGAUUCCGAAUCCUGCCAGACUUCCUCGCCGGCGAUGGACUUGCCCACCCCCAAGGAGAUAUGUAAGGCCCUUGACGACUUUGUUAUCGGCCAAGAAAGAGCCAAAAAGGUGCUUUCGGUUGCGGUUUAUAACCACUACAAAAGAAUACGGCACUCCUCCCAAGAGAGAAGAAGGACUACCAGGGCUGGUGUAUAUUCAGUUGAUUGUAAACCUCACAGUGUUGAUACUGAUUCUGUUGAGUUGGAGAAGAGCAAUGUGUUACUGAUGGGCCCCACUGGUUCAGGGAAGACUUUACUUGCUAAAACACUAGCCCGUGUUGUGAAUGUUCCAUUUGCCAUUGCUGAUGCAACAACAUUAACCCAGGCAGGUUAUGUUGGAGAAGAUGUGGAAUCAAUAUUGUAUAAACUUCUUACGGAAGCUGAGUUUGAUGUGGAAGCAGCUCAGAAAGGGAUUGUCUACAUUGACGAAGUUGAUAAGAUAAUAAAGAAGGUUGAGAGCUCAAAUAUUGGCCGAGAUGUAUCUGGAGAGGGUGUCCAACAGGCAUUGCUGAAAAUGUUGGAAGGAACUGUAGUUAAUGUUCCUGAUAAAGGAGCUCGGAAACAUCCCCGUGGUGAUAGUAUACAGAUGGAUACAAAGGAUAUCCUUUUCAUAUGUGGUGGGGCUUUUGUUGGUUUGGAGAAGACUAUUUCAGAAAGACACCAAGAUUCUUCCAUUGGAUUUGGAGCACCAGUUCGGGCAAACAUGAGGUCCAGUGGAUUGAUUGACGCCAUAGUGACAUCAUCUUUGUUGGAAUCUGUGGAAAGUGAUGAUCUUAUUGCUUAUGGCCUGAUACCUGAGUUUGUUGGGCGCUUUCCUAUUUUAGCGAGUUUGUCAUCUUUAAACGAGGACCAACUUGUUCAGGUACUCACAGAACCUAAAAAUGCCCUCGGUAAACAGUACAAGAUGAUGUUCGACAUGAACGAUGUCAAAUUACACUUUACUGACGAUGCACUGAGAUUGAUUGCAAGGAAGGCAAUGGCAAAGAACACCGGUGCAAGAGGUUUGAGAGCCAUAUUGGAGAAUAUUCUUACAGAAGCAAUGUUCGAGGUUCCAGACAUCAAGACAGAAACCAAUAGUAUACAUGCAGUUCUGGUUGAUGAAGAAGCUGUUGGGUCAGUGGACGCUCCAGGACGAGGAGCCAAAAUUCUUAGUGGUGAUGACAUAGCGGGGCAAUUUCUUCAUGAAACAAAGUUGAGAGAGGACAUGCGAAAGCAGGGGGCAGGUGAAGAUGAGUGUUUGCAAGAAGUUUUGGAGCUCCAAUCAGGAUCCUUUGGCUUGUAAUAUCUCUGCUACAAUGUAUGAAAUAUAUGCUCAUAUAAAUAUAGUAGUUAUAAAGUGAACUUUUGCUAUGCCCUUCCAAUACAAGUGAGUAGCAAUUCAAGAAUAGAACAUGAAUCUUUUUGCCUUGUGUCACCGAGACCAAGAAUUUCCUGUAUUAGCAUUGUGACCUGCUUUGGCAAUCUACAAGCAUAUUUAUUGCUUUUAGGCAGAAAUAGGCAAAAUGUCGCUUGAACGUUGCUUGUAGUAUGCUAGUGAGUGUGUUGAGAGUAUAUUGCUGAACUGCUCCGAGGAAAGUAGUCGGUGAAUUAGCACUCCAACAGGUCCUAGUAUCCACACACU